AUGAGGGCCGUACCGGCGCUGGACCCCAAGCAAUGGGUCGGAGAGCUGGACAUCAUCGACGUCGGCGACGUGGUGCCCGAAUUUCUGGCUAAGGGAUACUUGCUGUCGGACCUCGUGGGCAUGUACAAGGAGAAGCUCGGCACUGAGAUGGACGUCCUACCAGUACCCGAGUGGAUGCGGAAGGCCAAGGAUUUGGGCAUGCGGAAGGGUGUCGAGGCUACCUGGACUGGGAGUGAAGUGUUUGUAUCGACUGUGUUGCGCAAGGGGGGCAAGUUAUAG
Molecule: messenger RNA, 279 nt
Organism: Talaromyces stipitatus ATCC 10500
Lineage: Eukaryota; Fungi; Ascomycota; Eurotiomycetes; Eurotiales; Trichocomaceae
Exons: 2
Coding region: 1-279 (92 amino acids)
Source: RefSeq, a predicted model, not a curated record